AUGGCCGACGUCCGAGAACACAAGCGCUUCCAAGCCGACGCCUGGGACUUCCUCACGCCCUGGCUUGAGCAUCUCCAUGAGCGGCUCAUGGUCCACCCCGACGGCUACUUGCAAGUGCGGCACCCGGACUCACGUCGCUUCCGACGCAACCAGAACCAAGAGACCGAAGUCAAGCGCCCCGAGCGAUUCGACACCAGCCACUGGCGCACGCGCGAGGCGGUGGAGCUGCUGGUGCUGGUGCACGCCGUCAACAACCAGGCCCAGAAGCCGGGCGAGCUGUCGCCCGUGAAGAAGUGGCGGAACUUCUUGCUCCCUCACACGUCGGACUACGAGCCCAGUCCGGAGUUUUUGGAGGCAAAGCAACGCAUCUUGUUGAUGAAGGACGAGGGAUUCAAGAGACACCCACGCGUGCCGCAGUUCGUGGAGAUCCCCAUUUCGCUCUCUUUGGGCGCAUCCAGAGAUGAGAAUCGGGAUUUUGUUGCUCAUAUGAAGGAACUGCGAGACCUGAUUGAGGAGAUGAAGGGCCGAGCUGCAGCCGCUACUGCUGCAGAAGUGUGUGUGGAAAGUGUGCUGGACGUGCUUGGUACUGGGAUCCCGGUCGUGGCGGUGGUAGUGAAUCCGUACAAUAGAUUUCGAGGUAAUCGCAACGGCGUGAGUCGCCAAGCACUUGCGAAAUUCCUCAUUGGCGUGUUGCUGGAUCCAUCGUGGAAGAUUCACUCGAUCGGCACCUUCGACUUCAUCGGUGAGCAUGACUGGCACUACCAAGCGCUGUACGCUGCGCUUGCAGCAGCUCGGACCCCAGUCGCAAACCUGUCAACGCAUGGCUGCUUUUUCCGCCAAGAUGAUCAGCUUCAGCUACUAGCGAAGGCGCUGUUUUCCCCGCGGUCGUCCAACCAGGCGUUCUACCCGCCCAUCCACGGCUUGGAUAUUUUGUACGAGAAGGCUGAUCUGGAGACCAUUGUGGCUGCUAUCAAGGAAAAGGAGAGCGGGUUUAUGACUGAGUGGCAGCUACGUGAGGCACAGGCAACCAACGCAGCUUGGUUGAGGUGA
Molecule: messenger RNA, 1050 nt
Organism: Phytophthora sojae
Lineage: Eukaryota; Oomycota; Peronosporomycetes; Peronosporales; Peronosporaceae
Exons: 5
Coding region: 1-1050 (349 amino acids)
Source: RefSeq, a predicted model, not a curated record